AUGUGUGUGUUGCAGGCCUUCCCUGAACAUGCAGAAGCGAAUGCCAAAGUGGCAGCCAUUCGCGACUUGGCGCAACAUAUUGAGCAGCUAAGACAGGAGAAGGCUCGUCUCGCGAUGUUCCGCCACCAGACACCCAAGGAGAUCCGCAGCGAAUAUAUACAAAUGAUGCUCACAGGCCUUUUCACAGGUCUUGCCGCGGCUAUCCACCCAAUAUUUUUUGUUGGCACCAUAGGUGGACUGAUCCGAAUGCGUCGCACGAAACGAGCUGAAGUCGACCGAGACGAAGGAACGAAGAAGAUGGAGGAACUUAAUCGGACUGUGAAAGAGAGAAGGGCUGUUUUAAAGGAACACGUAGAUGCACUUUUUGAGCUUCUGAGCCCUCCCGCAGACCGCCGAUGUGUCAGGGGUUGUGGAGGGAACAACGAAAAAUUUGCACCAGAGCGAGCUGGUUGUGAAACUGCACGAGCCAAUGAUGAACAACAGGACACGACGACAGCCAUCUCGAAUACGUUCGAGAAACAGCAGUACAGUCUACGACGUGGAAACAUAGAUGUCGCCAGUUUACUAGGCAUUAUUGCAGCCUUAACACGAGAGCUCGAGUCAAAAAAUGUAUACAUUGAAUCGAAUGUGCGCAAGAUGGCAGCGCUUUCCGACGCCCUUGAACGGGCGCUGUGCUUUGAAACCUUUUCUCUGUUGAGGCCGACAGAGGCAUGCAUGCAUGGAGCUGAGAAGGCCUCGCUCAAUCACACCGAGGUCUCCCCAAAUACGUACUUAGCUCGCAGGUGCAUGCGUACAACCUGGACAUUCUUUGUGGCCUCCGCUCUCUCGGCAGCAGAAGCCACCACGGAGACGCAGUACCACACCGGAGAAAUACAAUAA
Eimeria maxima is the source of this 879-nucleotide messenger RNA. RefSeq lists its product as hypothetical. The record is from RefSeq and is a predicted model, not a curated record. NCBI's taxonomy places the organism in Eukaryota, Apicomplexa, Conoidasida, Eucoccidiorida, Eimeriidae. Bases 1 to 879 code for a protein of 292 amino acids. The transcript has 10 exons.